AUGCCUUGUCUGCUAUGCCCUCUCUUGUGCUGCCUCCUCCUCCUCUUCUUUCCACUGGUUUCUAGUUCUGCUUCUAAUGAGGACACAGUGGUCAUAACCAGCAGUGGUCCUAUUAAGGGCAAGCAGUUCCUGGCUGACCUUGGAUCUGUGACAGCCUAUCUAGGCAUUCCUUAUGCUGAGCCUCCCCUGGGGAAGUUGCGUUUCCAGAAACCUCUUCCACAUCAGCCAUGGAAGCAAACAUUGGAAGCAACCAGUUUUGGCAAUUCCUCAAUUUAUUUCCGGGAUGUCCCCGAAGCAGAGAUAUGGUCUCCUAAAACACCACUGUCAGAAGAUUGCCUUUCCCUCAACAUCUGGGUGCCACAUCCACAACCUUCUUCACCAGUCCCUGUUUUGGUCUGGAUACACGGAGGGGGAUAUUUAAUGGGCACCUCUACUCUGGAGUUGUUCAAUGGGACACAUUUGGCUGCCACUGAGAAUGUCAUUGUGGUCACCUUCAAUUAUCGCUUGGGAGCCCUGGGCUUUCUUUACUUGCCACCAGCUGCUCCAGGGAACCUAGGCUUAUGGGACCAACAGCUGGCCCUGAAGUGGAUAAAAGAGAAUGCAGCUGCCUUUGGGGGAGAUCCUUCUCAGGUGACCAUUUUUGGCCACAGUGCUGGAGGAUCUUGUGUGAAUUUCCAUCUUCUUGCACCAAAAAGUCAGGAUCUUUUUGCCCAAGCGGUGAUCCAGAGCGGAACAGCCAAUGCCUUCUGGGCUUGGAGGCCUCCUAAGGAAGCCAAAGAAAAAUCACUGGAAUUUGUUCAUCUGCUAGGCUGCUCCGAGGACAAUAAUACCAGCAUAGUGCAUUGUCUGCAAACAAAAACUGUUUCUGAAUUUAUUCAGCAUGAAAUAUCUCUGUUCUUCAAAGGUGGCUUCCUUGUAAAUUUUCCCUUCAGGCCAACCACAGAUGGGGAGUUUUUGCUUGGUGAUCCAGAAAAGCUCAUGGAGGAGGGGCAAAUUCAGGUCAAACCUCUCCUCAUAGGUGAAACCUCUGAUGAAGCAGCCUCAUUUGUCCACUAUGUUUUCCCUAACAUCACCGACAAUCUCAUCAAUCAGGAGCAGCUUCUGAAAGGGAUACAGCUGUUGGUGCCAAAUGCAACUGAAGAUUUUAUUGAGACUAUUGCGCUCAAGUACAGUGAAGGAAAUCACGGCCCAGCGAAAUACCGCUCCGCUCUGUCCCACUUCUAUACAGAUCGGAUCAUCGCAUGUCCAUUGAUUGAAACUACAAGAAAUAUCAGGAAAGCUGGGAGUCCUGUAUAUGCCUAUUUAUUUGCACAUCGCUCUUCAGGGUCAGUUUGGCCUAAAUGGAUUGGAGCAUCCCACGGUGCUGAGGUUUCUUACGUUUUUGGAACCCUUCAAUCAGGGCUGCCUGUCAAUCAAACAUACACAGAGGCUGAAGCCAGGCUGAGCCGUAAGAUGAUGUACUACUGGGCGGAGUUUGCCAGAACUGGGAAUCCCACUGGGUUAGCAGCCAGCAAGGAUGAGUGGCUAGUCUAUAAUGCCACAGAGCAGAAUUUCUUCCUUCUUAAUACUGAACCAUUCCAGGAAAGGGUGAAAGAGCACUGUGAUUUUUUAAAAAGCCAUUUUUCAAAGGCUGAAGAGACACAGAAGUCCAAAGGUGAUUCUGUUUCAUCGGACUAGGAAGAAUACAGGAGGUAGGAAUCCAGUACUUGGUGGUAGUUUUUGCUACAAAUGGAUUUGAGCAUCUUUCUUUCCUAAACUUCCAAGUUGGGACAAGCCUGACAGCAUCCUUUUCUCUGCAAGAGUUCCUCCCACUAUUUUCUCGAGGGAAUUUCUCCAUUGCACUCUGUUAAUGGUAAAUACUGCAGCGAACCUUGAUUGUGUGCUUUGGGU
Ahaetulla prasina is the source of this 1890-nucleotide messenger RNA. Its product is annotated as cholinesterase-like. The record is from RefSeq and is a predicted model, not a curated record. Gene Ontology annotation, cellular component: plasma membrane. NCBI's taxonomy places the organism in Eukaryota, Metazoa, Chordata, Lepidosauria, Squamata, Colubridae. Gene Ontology annotation, biological process: choline metabolic process; acetylcholine catabolic process. Gene Ontology annotation, molecular function: acetylcholinesterase activity.